UUUGUUCUGUCAGUUUUAUUAUAAUGAUACACAUUGCACGUGAAAAUGGCGUCUCUGUCGUAGACAGCGGCACUGAAGUGAAAAUUUCCAACUCUGAACUACAUAAAGAACCGAAACAGUCAAAUAGUAAUAACAAAAAUAAUAAUGUUAAACCACAGCAACAACAACAACAGCAGGAAAGGAGGAAGAAUAAAAAGAUAGAUAAAGUGCAAUGUGACGGUAGAUUAAAAAUUAUAAUAAACAGAGAAAAUGAAUUGCGAUCUAGAUGGCCAGAACGGUGGGGGUUUUAUUCGAAAAACAACGUGGAAAAAAUGUGGAGCGAACAUGCUGUCAAUUUAGGGCUACCGGAAAACUUUAUUGAUCUUAGAAGACAAAAACUACGUAAACAAGAUAUAAUUCAGCCGUUGAUCGAAGCAGUACCAUCACCAGUUUGCGUUCCCAUAACGUCGUCGGGUUUUAUAGGAUGGCGUUCUGCGCAAGGAAUUUGCAAUUUAGAAAUGUUUGGUAGAACUUUUGAUUACAAUAAACUAGAUAGGCGGAUGUUAAAAUCAGAUAACGAGCCAGAUCAAAACCAACAGAGAUUUAUAAUUCUAGGAUAAAUGAUUCAUGUUUAUGAAAAUGAAGGCAAAGUAAUUAUUUUUAAAUAUCUACAAUAGCUGAUAACUUUUCUCCAGAUAAAUAUAUAUGGAUUCACUUCAACUGCAACCAGUUUUUCUCAAUUUAAAAAGUCAAAAAACAACAAAUUUUAAACGACAAAAACCAAGUAUAGGUUUUAAUGGUAUUACAGAUGUAGUAAAAAAAAAUU
Molecule: messenger RNA, 805 nt
Organism: Melanaphis sacchari
Lineage: Eukaryota; Metazoa; Arthropoda; Insecta; Hemiptera; Aphididae
Exons: 5
Coding region: 24-599 (191 amino acids)
Source: RefSeq, a predicted model, not a curated record